UCUCCGUUGCGUAUUUUAUUCAUACCCAAUGAAUUAUGGGUAACUUCUGUACAUGUUAGGGAAAACAUUGCAUCCAUCAUGGCCGACAAGAUUAAAGAAAAACCCAGCGGAAGGUCUUUAGAGGAUAUGGAGAUAUUCAAACAUCCUAUGUGUUUGAUUAGUAGCGAAAGUGUGGAGGAUGUACAUGGUGAAGAAAUAAUCAAAAUGGAGGAGAAGCAGGAAGUACUCAACCAACUUAAAGAGAUUGAUCUGCCAAUGGUUAUUGUAGCCGUGGUAGGUCAAUACAGAACUGGCAAAUCUUACCUGAUGAAUCUUUUAGCAGAAUCAACAACAGGUUUUGCAUUGGGAGACAUGAUUGAAUCGAAAACCAAAGGUAUUUGGGUAUGGUGUAAAAUGCAUCCAACAAUGUCGGAUACAGUUUUGUUGCUUCUUGAUACAGAGGGUCUUGGUGAUGUUGAAAAGGGCGACCCAAGUCAUGACAACAAGAUAUUUACAUUAGCGACACUCUUGUGCAACUGCCUUGUUUAUAAUAUGAAGGGAGCAUUCGAUAACGAAGCUGUAUCUAAACUCACGUAUCCUUUACUAUUGCAUCAAUCGACAUUAAAUCUGAGAAGACGAACAAAACAGUCAUUUAUCUGUGAUGUAGUUAAAUCUCUGCAAAUGGCUGCAAUAAAUAUAAAGAAAAUCAUGCAGAUGUUGCCCCUUUCAUCAUCUCUUUUGAACAGUCUCAGUCGGACCCAGUUGCAACGUUUGGUUCACUCGAUGGAUAUGACAUUAUGGAUAGCUACACUCAAACGCUGCAUAGGCUAUUUAGAAAAUAUAUGA
Ruditapes philippinarum (Manila clam) is the source of this 825-nucleotide messenger RNA. Its product is annotated as guanylate-binding protein 4-like. The record is from RefSeq and is a predicted model, not a curated record. Bases 79 to 825 code for a protein of 248 amino acids. Lineage: Eukaryota; Metazoa; Mollusca; Bivalvia; Venerida; Veneridae. Gene Ontology annotation, molecular function: GTPase activity; GTP binding. The transcript is spliced from 4 exons.